This is a messenger RNA of Elephantulus edwardii (Cape elephant shrew), 2913 nucleotides long. It is a transcript of the gene TF, whose product is annotated as transferrin. The record is from RefSeq and is a predicted model, not a curated record. Lineage: Eukaryota; Metazoa; Chordata; Mammalia; Macroscelidea; Macroscelididae. The transcript is spliced from 24 exons. Gene Ontology annotation, cellular component: recycling endosome; plasma membrane; extracellular region. Gene Ontology annotation, biological process: iron ion transport; antibacterial humoral response.
AUGAGGCUUGUCAUCAGCGCCCUGCUGGCCUGCGCGGUCCUGGGGCUGACUCAGGCAGACCCAGAAAAAACUGUGAAGUGGUGCGUCACAUCAAAAGCAGAGCUCGAUAAAUGCAACGAUAUGAAAGCUGUCCUUCCGGUCGCGUGUGUGAAGACCUCCUCUUACUAUGAGUGCAUCCAGGCCAUUUCGGACAAGCGAGCCGAUGCUGUGACUCUUGAUGCCGGCUGGGUGUACGAGGCAGCCCUGGCUCCCUACAACCUGAAGCCCGUUGUGGCAGAGUUCCAUGGCUCAAAAGAGAAACCGCAGACUGGAUACUAUGCUGUGGCUGUGGUCAAGAAGGGCGGCGACUUCCAUCUGGAUGGUCUGCAAGACAAAAAGUCAUGCCACACGGGCCUGGGCAGGUCGGCCGGCUGGAUCAUCCCAAUCGGCAAGAUUCUCUGCUCCUUGCCACAGCCACGCGUGCCCAUUGAGAGGGACCGGAAUCGGUUCCCCAAGCUGUGCCAGCUGUGUGCCGGGCCCGACAAGUGUGCCUGCAACUCCCAUGAAAAAUACUACGGCUACACGGGUGCUCUCAAAUGUCUGCAGGAUGGGGUUGGAGACGUGGCCUUUGUCAAGUACGAGACGAUCCUUGAGAACAUACCAGACAGUACCGAGAGGGGGAACUAUGAGCUGCUUUGCCCAGACAACACCCGGAAGCCGGUGGAUAAGUACAAGGAGUGCAACCUGGCCUGGGUCCCGUCUCACUCCGUCGUGGCCCGAAGCGUGGAUGGCAAGGAAGAUUUGAUCUGGGAGCUUCUCAGCAAGGCUCAGGAAGAAUACGGCAAAGAUAAACAAGGAUCCUUUAACGUCUUCAGCUCCUCUCAUGGAAAGAACCUGAUGUUUAAGGAUUCUGCUGAAGGAUUUCUUAAGAUUCCCUCUGGGAUGAAUGCCUGGAUGUACCUGGGAUACGAUUAUGUCACCGCCUUUCGAAAUCUAAAGGAAGGCAAAUGCCCUGAGGAAGAAUGCAAGAAGGUGAAGUGGUGUGCAGUGGGCCACGCGGAGAGGGUCAAGUGCGAUGAAUGGAGUGUUAACAGCGAAGGGAAAAUAGAGUGUGAAACAGCAGAGAACACUGACGACUGCAUUGUCAAGAUCAUGAAUGGAGAUGCUGACGCCAUGAGCUUGGAUGGAGGAUUAGUCCACACGGCGGGCAAGUGCGGUUUGAUACCUGUCCUGGCGGAGAACUACAACACCGCGGGCCCCAUUUGUGUGACUGAAGCCGAAGCAGGAUACCUUGCCGUGGCAGUGGCGAAGACAUCGAAUCCUGGUGUCACCUGGGGCUCUCUGAAAGGCAAGAAGUCCUGCCACACCGGCAUGAGGAGGACCGCCGGCUGGAACAUCCCCAUGGGUCUGAUUUACAACGAGACCAAGUCCUGCGAGUUCGAUAAAUUUUUCAGUCAAAGCUGUGUUCCUGGGGCCGACCCAGAAUCCAAUCUCUGUGCACUGUGUGCUGGUCCACAACCAAACAAGUGUGCGAACAACAACAAGGAGAAAUACUACGGCUACAACGGGGCUUUCAGGUGCCUGGUUGAGGAGGGAGAUGUGGCCUUUGUGAAGGAUCAAACGGUCAUGCAGAAUACUGGUAUCAAAGUGACUGAUCCACCUUCCUUCUCUUCCUGUUACAAUGACCUUGAAGGUAGUGAAAAUCUGAAGCAGGAAGACUUUCAGUUGCUGUGCCUGGAUGGCACCCGGAAACCUGUGGCGGAUGCUAAGAACUGCCACCUCGCCCGAGUCCCAAAUCACGCCGUGGUGACAAGGAAAGAAAAGCAAGCUUGUGUUCGCCAGAUGCUUCUCAACCAACAGGCUGAGUUUGGUGUCGGGGCACCUCAGUGCAAUGAGGGCAAGUUCUGCAUGUUCCAGUCGGAAGGCAACAGCGACCUCCUGUUCAGGGAUGACACAAAGUGCUUGGCCCACCUCCACGACAGAAACACCUAUGAGAAGUACUUGGGAGAAAGAUACCUGACAGCUAUUGAAAGCCUGGAGCACUGUUCAACCUCAAAACUCCUGGAAGCCUGCGCUUUCCACAGAAGUUAAAAUCCACGAGGCGAGGCCACCAUGUCCAUGGCCGCUGCGGGCUCCGAGCGACUCCGGGAUGGAGGCGGUGCCGGCGGAGGCUUCCAGCCCUACCUCGACUCACUGCGGCAGGAGCUUCAGCAGAGGGACCCCGCGCUGGUGUCGGUGGUGGUGGCGUUCAUCGCGGUGCUGCUGACGCUGGUGUUCUGGAAGUUCAUCCGCAGCAGAAGAAGCAGUCAGAGAGCUGUCCUCCUGGUUGGCCUUUGUGACUCGGGGAAGACAUUACUGUUUAUCAGGUUGUUAACUGGACUUUACAGAGAUACGCAGACAUCCAUCACUGAUAGUUCAGCGCUCUACAGAGUCAACAAUAACAGGGGAAGUAGCCUGACCUUGAUUGACCUCCCUGGCCAUGAGAGUUUGAGGCUUCAGUUCUUAGAGCGUUUUAAGGCUUCAGCCAGGGCUGUCGUGUUUGUGGUGGACAGUGCGACGUUUCAGCGGGAGGUGAAGGAUGUGGCCGAGUUCCUGUACCAAGUGCUCUUGGACAGCGUGAGCCUGAAGAAUGCACCGUCCUUUUUGAUAGCCUGCAACAAGCAAGAUGUCACAAUGGCAAAAUCAGCAAAACUAAUUCAGCAGCAACUUGAAAAAGAACUCAACACCCUCCGGGUGACCCGGUCCGCGGCCCCCAGCACCCUGGACAACACCAGCUCCGCCCCCACUCAGCUGGGAAAGAAAGGCAAAGAAUUUGAAUUCUCACAGUUGCCCCUCAAAGUCGAGUUCCUGGAAUGCAGCGCCAAGGGUGGCAAAGGGGACAGUAGCCCUGCCGACAUCGGGGAGCUGGAGAAGUGGCUGGCGAAAAUCGCCUGA